CUGACGUUUGCGCUGAACCAAUCACUAAGUCACAAACUUUAGUUCAGUCUACUUCAAAUCUCUCCAUAUGACAUAAUCAGUGACCCAAUCAAUAACUGCGAAGCCCUAUAAAUAUAGCGUGCCCGUCGCAAACCCCAAUCUUCAAUACCAGAGGAUAGCAAUGGCGAGUCUGCAGAUUCCUCAAGUCAAAAUUGGAACGCAGGGCCUGCAGGUUUCGAAGUUAGGGUUAGGGUGUAUGAGCCUUAGCGGAGCCUAUAACGAUCCUCUUCCUGAAGACCAAGGCAUAUCUGUUAUUAAGUAUGCGUUCAGUCAAGGAAUCACUUUUUUUGACACAGCUGAUGUUUAUGGCGCCAACAACGCUAACGAACUUUUGCUCGGAAAAGCUUUAAAGCACUUACCUAGAGACAAGGUGCAGGUAGCAACCAAAUUUGGCAUUGCAAAGUUGGAUUUUCCUGUGGUACACGUCAAGGGCACACCAGAGUACGUGCGGUCGUGUUGUGAAGCCAGCUUGAAACGUCUUGAUGUUGAAUACAUUGAUCUCUAUUAUCAGCAUAGGGUGGACCAAACCGUACCUAUAGAGGAAACAGUGGGUGAACUUAAAAAACUUGUGGAAGAGGGAAAAGUGAAGUAUAUAGGACUAUCUGAAGCGAGUCCAGAUACUAUAAGGAGAGCACAUGCGGUUCAUCCCAUCGCAGCUGUGCAAAUAGAGUGGUCUCUAUGGACUCGUGACGUUGAGGAGGAGAUAGUUCCUCUGUGCAGGGAGCUUGGCAUUGGAAUUGUACCAUAUAGCCCCCUUGGUCGAGGUUUCUUUGGUGGCAAAGGAGUUCUGGAAAGUAUGCCUGCAAAUAGUGCCCUGACUGCGCAUCAUCCCCGCUUCCAAGCAGAGAACUUAGACAAGAACAAGAAAAUAUUUGACCGUUUAGAAAGCCUUGCUAAGAAACACCAGUGCACUCCUCCCCAAUUGGCAUUAGCAUGGGUACUCCAACAAGGCAACGAUGUUGUGCCUAUUCCUGGAACAACUAAGAUUAAGAACCUGGAUCAGAACAUCGGUGCAUUAUCACUGAAACUAACAGAGAGCGACUUGAGAGAAAUUUCUGAGGCAGUUCCCAUUGAUGAUGUAGCAGGUACUCGACACUUCGGGGGAAAUGAUACACUUGCUUGGAAAUUUGCCAACACACCUCCGAGGGUCUCAACUUGAUGCCCUCGAAAUCCAACUGUUGGAUAAUGCACAAAUUUGUGAAUUGUCAUUUGUCAGAUGCAAAACUAGUACGGUUUAAGCUACCAAUGCAUUAUCUAGACGGAGGUGCGGUCGUACGGAUAUUUAUGGACUGUCGAUGGUUGGCUAAUAGAUAUUUGGUUGGUUAAAGGUUUAUAGUUUAGUGGACCCAAAAAAAUGUUUGUAGUGUAAAAUAUUGUACUAGUUUAUUAUAAAUGGUCAAUAUUAAAGAAUAAAGUCAUGUGAGCCUUUUAAGGUUACAUGAUUUCUUUAAUUAAUCAUACCGUUUAAAAAAAUUUAAUCAUGAUUAUGCAUAUGAUUCAGAUUUAGUUCUUUCAUUCAUGAAAAUGUAUUUCUCACUUUUACUAUCACUCUCAACAUUUUAAAUAAAAUAUUUUUUUUUC
Molecule: messenger RNA, 1620 nt
Organism: Abrus precatorius (Indian licorice)
Lineage: Eukaryota; Viridiplantae; Streptophyta; Magnoliopsida; Fabales; Fabaceae
Product: probable aldo-keto reductase 1
Exons: 7
Coding region: 161-1198 (345 amino acids)
Cellular component (GO): cytoplasm
Source: RefSeq, a predicted model, not a curated record